AUGUCAGCUUUACCUAGGACAUGGCGCGACAACGCGUACCUUGUCAUCUCAAGCAUCCAGCUUUCAGCAAUUCUGCUGGUUGAUCUGGUCCCUUUUUACCCGUCCAGCCUCUACGCAGACCCGUCGUCGCCCCUGCACUUCUUGCAGCUGCUCCGCGACUUCUACAUCCAGACCUACAAUGACCCCUAUUUCGUCACGCCGCACGACGGCCUUCCCUCAUGGUUCAAGCUGUUCACCUAUAUCGAGAUCUUCUACCAGCUUCCCAUGGCCAUCUGGAUGGUCUACGGGUUCUCUAGGCGGACAGGUACGACGCCCGGCUUCGAGCUCGCCGUCCUUGUCUUCGCCGUCGAGUGCGCCUUGACGACGCUGACCUGCAUCUACGACACCCUUCACUGGGAUCCGGCUGUGUAUAGCCAAGCCCAGAAGAACGUCUUCAUCUUUAACUUAUAUGGCCCUUGGGUCGUAAUUCCGGCACUGAUGGGGGUAGACAUGUGCCUGCGCAUUAUGAGAAGGGUGCAAGUCACAGACAAGGCGAAGUCGCAGUGA
Colletotrichum graminicola M1.001 is the source of this 546-nucleotide messenger RNA. RefSeq lists its product as uncharacterized. Bases 1 to 546 code for a protein of 181 amino acids. The transcript is spliced from 3 exons. Lineage: Eukaryota; Fungi; Ascomycota; Sordariomycetes; Glomerellales; Glomerellaceae. The record is from RefSeq and is a predicted model, not a curated record. Gene Ontology annotation, cellular component: endoplasmic reticulum.